Molecule: messenger RNA, 3558 nt
Organism: Poecilia latipinna (sailfin molly)
Lineage: Eukaryota; Metazoa; Chordata; Actinopteri; Cyprinodontiformes; Poeciliidae
Gene: ghsra
Product: growth hormone secretagogue receptor a
Exons: 2
Coding region: 85-1239 (384 amino acids)
Biological process (GO): hormone-mediated signaling pathway; G protein-coupled receptor signaling pathway
Cellular component (GO): plasma membrane
Molecular function (GO): growth hormone secretagogue receptor activity
Source: RefSeq, a predicted model, not a curated record
UCUAAGGGGCAUGAGGACUCCGACUCCCAGGGGGACUUUAGAGAACGCAGGGAGGCCUGGUCCUGUGAAUAACCGCGCUGCAGCAUGCCCUCCUGGCCCAAUGACUCGGAGUGCCUCCCGCGUAACUGCAGCUGGGAGGAGACCUACAACACCACGAGCAGCGCCGACCAGCCCGCGCCUCCGCUCAACUACUACUCAAUCCCUCUCCUCGCGUUCAUCACCGUCGCCUGCUCGCUGCUGUUCCUGGUCGGAGUGGCCGGGAACGUCAUGACCAUCCUGGUGGUGAGCAAGUACAGGGAUAUGCGCACCACCACCAACCUCUACCUGUGCAGCAUGGCUGUGUCUGACCUGCUCAUUUUCCUGUGCAUGCCGCUGGACCUCUACCGCAUGUGGCGGUACCGGCCCUGGCGCCUCGGAGACGCGCUCUGCAAACUCUUCCAGUUCGUGUCCGAGUCUUGCACGUACUCCACCAUCCUGAACAUCACGGCGCUGUCGGUGGAGCGCUACCUGGCCAUCUGUUUCCCGCUGCGCGCCAAGGCUCUGGUCACCAAAAGGCGAGUGCGCGCGCUGAUCUGCGUCCUGUGGACGGUGUCCCUGUUCAGCGCAGGGCCAGUGUUCAUCAUGGUUGGAGUGGAGAGGGACAGCGUGGAACCACUAAACCUCACGUCCCGGAUUAAUGCGACUGGCUCGCUUUUGGACGUUGGGGACACUCGGGAGUGCAGGAUGACGCACUACGCCGUUGAGUCAGGCCUGAUGGGGGCCAUGGUGUGGCUGAGCUCGGUGUUUUUCUUCAUGCCGGUGUUCUGUCUGACGGUGCUGUACAGCCUCAUCGGCCGUCGCCUGUGGCAGAGGCACAGGGAGACGAACAUGAGCUCCCGCGUUGCUCACAGAGACAAGAGCAACAGGCAGACCAUCAAGAUGCUGGUGGUGGUCGUGUUGGCCUUCGUUCUGUGCUGGCUGCCCUUCCACGUGGGCCGCUACCUGCAGUUCCGCUCCCUGGACGCGCCCUCUCCUCUGCUGUCCGUGCUGUCCGAGUACUGCAGCCUGCUGUCGGUCGUGCUCUUCUAUCUGAGCGCGGCGGUGAAUCCGAUCCUCUACAACACCAUGUCGUGGAAGUACCGGGGUGCGGCGGCGCGCCUGUUCGGCCUGACCGACGGCCAGCCAUCCCGCUGCCGCACAGCCAGCACCUUGAAGGGCGACGGCUCAAACGGCUGGACAGAAUCCACCGUGAGCUUUUGAACCCAACCGUGUCGAGGAGUCAACCUGGAAGCCAUCAUUUCCUGUCAGAGAGCGGACAAUCUCCAAAGGCUUGCCUUUUGAUGAACAAGAGCAUGAACCGCAAAAGGCGAAGAUGCUUAAAACUGAAUUCUCGCGAAAGCUGGUUUUGCUCUUAAAUGUUCCGCGACGUGUCAGAUUCUUUCAGCAAGUGCCGUAACAUUUGAAAGUGGAGCGUAAACGACCUUCACACCGUCUGGAAAUGCUUCUUGGCCUGAAAAAUGGGAUUUAAAAAAAAAAAAAAAAAAAGGAGCAUUUUGUAUAUAUAAAUCUAAAUAUCACACAUCUACAAAUGCCUUAUACCGUAUUCUGGAUGACAAAGGGAAGCACUGUAGAAUUUUAAAACUCGUCGCAUUUCUCUGUACUCCUUCUUCGGAGCGGGGCAGAGGUGCAGAUCGUGUGCAAGCGUGUGUGUAGCUGUGUAGCAGGCUGUUAAUGAGGCAGACUCUGUGUUCUCCAUAUUUCCAAAGACCUGCAUGUUGAAUUUCCACUCCAUGCUUGCGCUGAUGCUGCAAACAGGGGUCACGGUCCCUGGCAUAAAAAGGGUGUUCUGUGCCUGAACAGCAGUGCUUUAAUUGUACUUUACCUUUUUUGGAUUGAAAGCUUUGUUUUUUUGUUUUUUAUUGGGAUGGGCUGAUUAGGGCUCCGGGGGUCAGUUCGCCCCUUUGCCAAUUUGUUACCUCAUUUUCUACCCACUCAUUGUCAUUUCACCCCUUCCUCCAUUUUGUAGCCAGGCACUAAUCGUUUCCCACUCAGUGGAUUUUUCUUGGCGGUAAAAUAUCAUAAGUCGGAAACGAUGGGUAUAUCACAAAUCAAAUCCUAUAAAGUUUUAACACAGUGUAUGUUCAUAUUACAAAUUAGAAACAUUACAAAUUGUCUCUAAUGUGUAAUGGCAAACAAAUUUUAGUUUAUUAGGAAUUGUUCUCUAAUGUUUCUGUUGGGGGAAAAAAGUGAUUUAUUUGCACCCAGGUAACACAAUUUUUUUUUUUUACUUUGCAAACUGAGCUAAAUAUACAAGAACAGUAUUGGCUGUGAACUUCUUGUGUCCAUCUGACAGCCUCUGACAUCAGCCUGAGGAAAGUUUGUCCCAUUUCUCGCUUUUAGCUCUGAAAUGUUUUUGAGGAUUGAAAGUCUUAAUAAGAUCAAGAUCUGGGCUUCCACUGUGCCUGGGGUUCUUGACGGUUCUUGGUGGAUUUACUCGUGUGUUUCGGGUCAUCACCGUGUUUCAGGGCUUCACUAUUAUUUAGACUCAGCCUGUGGACCGAUUUCCACACAGUGUGAUGACCUCCCGAGUCUGUCCACACUCGAAUCUAGUUUUUAAAAGGCUCAGGCUUUUAAUCUCACCAGCACUUUUUCUGGUGUGUGUAAUGUUCUCUGUAUGUAUAGCAACACGUUGCUGCCCUUCCUUCUGCUGCUCAGCUGGCUGAAAUAGACUAAAACGUUUUGUUUUUUUUUGUUGCUCACAAGAAAACUAUAUUCUAUAGUAGGAUUGCUGUAUUGGGAAUAAUUGUUUCUAAUUGGUUAUCAGCAAAAACAGAAAGAUCGUGGAAUAACUUUCCCUUUUUAAUCUGGGUACAAAUUGGCCCCUUGCCUAGAUUUGACGUAAAUAUCAGACUCCGUCCAUUGCCAGGCCUUCUUUCGACCUUAGAUUAGUCAUCUGAGGUUAAAAAAAAAGAGAGAGAGGGGGAAUCUGAUGAGGCACAUGUUUCUUGUUUUCACUAGAUUAUGAGAAUAAUCAUUCUGAACAUACUGUUCUAAGUGGAUUAGUCAUAUGUUUCACUGCACUGCAAAAAACACAAACAGCUCGAUUUUGCUGUAUAAAUCAACGUUCUCAUUUCCAACAGCUAAGCUCGCUCUGUAUUUUGGACACUUAUAGCGUGUUGCAGAUUUGACUUUUUCUUAUAUGCCAUCUAAAUGUGCUGCCAGCUGAAUGCAGAUGUGUGAUCUAUAUUCUUCUUGCAGUUCAUUUUGGUUUAUGAGCAAUGCACUAAUAAAAACAGUAUACUUUUUUAUUUUACCUUUUUCUUGUUUUUUUCCUUUUAAAGUUUGUUUCAGCUUUUUUUUCCCCCACGACACGCUAACGUUUUGCCUUCUCGCCACUUCUUCAGGGUUAGUUUUUGAGUAAAAUUUUCUACUUUAAAAAGCGAGCGCAAACCAAGUUUUGCCCGUUUUCCCUCCAGACUAUGCUCGCUGCAUCACAAAUCAUCUUCCGUUUCAUAUUUUACAUCAGUGUGUGUCAGUUGUACAUUUGUUAAUAAAUGGCAUUUUAAAGCAUUUGAACUG